AUGUCAAUGGUUUCGUCCGAGCACGCCUUGUUCUUCUUCGUGUUCUCCAUCACCUUUCUCAUCUCAAGGCCUAGUUCACCGUCUCUGACGCCGGCGUUGUUUGAAACCUUUAUCUCUGACCCUUCAUUCCCUGAAAAUGUUACCUUUUCUGGUCUCGCCGUCGAUUCCCUUAAGAAACGCCUCCUAGUUGUCGUCCAUGCUCGGGAGCCUCUCCCACCUUUCAACGCCCUAGCCGCCUACGACCUCCGUUCUCGUCAACGUCUUUUCCUGUCUACUCUCAACGCAGCCAUCGACGACGAUGAGUCCACCCCUCCAAUUGCAAACGACGUCGCGGUGGAUUACAAGGGUAAUGCCUAUGUCACCAACUCCGCCGGUAACUACAUCUGGAAGGUCAACGAGAAAGGAGAGGCCUCGAUCUUCUCGAGAGCGCCACAGUACACAGCUCAUCCUGUGGACCGGGAUACACCGUAUAGUUCCGUUGGGCUGAAUGGGAUUGCUUAUGUCUCCAAGGGGUAUCUGCUGGUGGUGCAAUCCAGUACGGGCAAGAUGUUCAAGGUAGGUGAGGAUGAUGGGAGGGUGAAGCUGGUGUUGUUGAACGAGGAUUUGACUGGUGCGGACGACAUAGCCAUCCGGAGUGACGGCGUCGUUGUUGUUGUCUCCCCCGUGAAUAAGCUAUGGCUUUUGAAAAGCCAAGAUAGUUGGGCGGAGGGAGUAGUGUACGAUAAGAUUGAUCUUGAUUUGGAGAGGUUUCCUACGUCGGUUGCCGUGGGGGAAAGGGAUAGAGUGUAUGUGUUAUAUGGAAAUGUGAACGAGGGGGCAGUGGAGAAUUCAGGGAGGGAGAGUUUUAGUAUACAAGAAAUGAGAUCAAAGAAGGAGGAUGAAGACGAUAAUAUUUGGAUGUUCAUCUUGAUUGGGUUAGGCUUGGCUUAUUUCUUGUUUUGGAGGUUUCAGAUGCGCCAGCUUGUGACCAAAAUGGACAAGAAGAUUAAUUAAUCCCCACAGUUGUAUA
Molecule: messenger RNA, 1009 nt
Organism: Neltuma alba
Lineage: Eukaryota; Viridiplantae; Streptophyta; Magnoliopsida; Fabales; Fabaceae
Exons: 2
Coding region: 1-993 (330 amino acids)
Cellular component (GO): endoplasmic reticulum
Source: RefSeq, a predicted model, not a curated record